AUGAUUGGUCGACUUGUUUAUGCUUAUCCAGCUGAAGGAGAGAGAUGCUACCUACGCAUGCUUUUAUGUCAUAUCACUGGGCCUACCUGCUUUGAAGAUUUAUACACAGCCAAUGGUGUAUUACACCCUACAUUUCGAAAAGCAGUUCUCGAAAGAUGUUUAAUAGAGACUGAUGAUAAUUUAUCACAAUGUCUUGUAGAUACUUCCUUAUUUCAAUUUCCCAGUGCACUUAGAAGGUUAGUUGCGACGAUGCUGAUUUUUUGUGAACCAAGAAAUGUUCGCAAGUUAUCGGAUGACCAUUAUGAUUCUCUUUUUGAAGAUUAUAAGAAACAAUAUGGAUGUGCCAAACGAGUGAAAAAUAUGGUCCUCAUCGACAUUAGAGUCUUCCUAGAAUCUUUGAGUAAAAAGGUUAGUGAUUACGACCGUCCAAAUGUCAGUGCACACAUCAAUUUACAAUCAAGAGGCUAUCGUGAGGUGCAAGAAGAAUACUCUAUAAAUGUGGAAUAUGAAGACUUACAUGCACGAGACUCUCUCAAUCCAAACCAUAAGUUUGCAUAUGAUGAGAUAAUGAGGCAUGUGGAUAAAAAUAUUCCGGGUGUGUUCUUCAUAGAUGGUCCUAGUGGAAUUGAAAAGACAUUUUUGUACAAAGCUUUGUUGGCCAAUAUUUGUGCCCGUGGUCUUAUUGCACUUGCAACUGCCACGUCAGGUGUUGCGGCUAACCACAUGCCAGGAGGGAGAACAGCUCAUUCACGAUUUGGAAUUCCCCUCAAUCUUGAUAAUAACUUGAUGUGCAAGAUCACUAAACAAAGUGGGAAGGUUCAGAUACUUCACGAGGCAAAGGUAAUCAUAUGGGAUGAAGCAGCAAUGGCUAAGAGGAAGGCAAUAGAACCAGUUGAUCGGACAAUGCAAGACAUCACAGAUGAGAAGCUCCCUUUUGGUGGAAUGAUAAUGGUUAUGGGAGGUGACUUUAGACAAGUGUUGUCAGUCGUGAGACGAGGCACUCGAGCACAAAUUGUCGACUCUAGGUUACGAAUGUUACCUCUAUGGGCUUCCGUUAAAAGGAUUCGAUUAAAUAUCAACAUGAGAGCGGUAAAUGACCCAUGGUUUUCUAAUUUUUUAUUACGAGUCGGUGAUGGAAAGGAGGAAACAUUGGAUGAUUCUUAUAUUCGUAUACCUGAUAACAUGUCCAUUCGAUACACUGAUAAAACUAAAUCAGUGGACGCUCUGAUUGAUGCAAUAUUUCCUUCUUUGCAAUCCCAUGGUGCCGAUUCAAAAUUUAUCAUUUCGAGGGCGGUAUUGUCAACUAAAAAUGAAAGUGUUGAUGAGAUUAAUAAUUGA
Lactuca sativa (garden lettuce) is the source of this 1338-nucleotide messenger RNA. RefSeq lists its product as uncharacterized. Gene Ontology annotation, molecular function: DNA helicase activity. The record is from RefSeq and is a predicted model, not a curated record. Gene Ontology annotation, biological process: DNA repair; telomere maintenance. Lineage: Eukaryota; Viridiplantae; Streptophyta; Magnoliopsida; Asterales; Asteraceae.